This is a messenger RNA of Gongylonema pulchrum, 459 nucleotides long. The record is from the annotation of a GenBank genome assembly. NCBI's taxonomy places the organism in Eukaryota, Metazoa, Nematoda, Chromadorea, Rhabditida, Gongylonematidae.
GCGCAGUGGUUUCAUAACGGUGCACCAGUGAAGUAUGAUAGCACACCAGGUUCUCCAGUGGUGCGAUUUUAUAACAGCGCAAUGAAGCAUUACCUGCUUAUCGAUAAUAUCACCAGUGAUAACACUGGAAGCUAUGAAAUCGACAUUGACGGUACCAGAAAGACAAUCAAUAUCGUCGUAUCCACAGGCGCCAGGGCAGAUGCAGUGGUCAAGAAGCAGUGCUUCAGCGGGAACAACUGUAGUGUGGUCGAAUGUGCAUCGGACGAGUAUCUCUGUCAGAAUGAUAACUUUUGCUUGCCACGGAUCGUCAUUUGCAAUGGUCAGCGCGACUGCACCGAUAAUGUUGACGAAGCGAACUGUAACACUGUGCUGCAGCAUUCCAACAAAAAGCUGAAGUGGCCAACAGCUCGGCCGACCGUCAAAUGUCCCGAUGGUUCGAUGCCUGAAUUUAGUCUGUAA